AUGGCUCAACACUGGGGUGCGGCUGUUGGACCUCUUGCUCUCACAGCCCAUAAUCCACUACCAAAAGGAGCAAAGGAUGUUUUACCCAAACAUAAAGGGGACGGGAAACUUUCAGUUGAAGAGCAUUUGAAUUCUUUUAAUGUAGCAACUGGAAUCUUAGCAAUCCAAUAUGAGGAUGUGGCUAUUAGGCUUUUUGUCCAAACUCUCACCGAAGGGGUAGCAGAAUGGUUUAGCCAGCUGCAACUUCCUACCACUGAGUAUUUAAAGCUUAACCCAAAAGAGUUGGAUAAACUAGUCAAAUAUGUUAAAGGAGAUUCCUUUUUGGAGUCCCAAGUACAUGGAUGUAUGGAAAAUAGUGAUUUAGCUGCUGCAGAGGGGCCUUCAUCUAUCCCCUACUCAUUAGCUAAUCUGGCAAAUCCCUAUGCUUUUCAUGAUACAAAGUCUAGGCAUGAGGUUGAGAUUCCAAAACCUGAACCUUUCUAUAUUUCCCUUCUCCUGAAUGGCCAAAAUUUAAUGAGUUACAAAAUGCUUUUGAGUAGGACAUUUUGCAAAGAUCUUGGAGGUGAAAUCAAAAUGGACUGGUAUGAAGCCAUUAUUCCCCUUGGAAAUCAGAAAAUCAAGCUUGAACCUAAGCGCAAAAAUAAGUAUACUAUUUUUCCCUCAGAUAACCCCAAAGCCCAGAUUCUAUUUCAAGAGUGUGAGUUUGGAAACUAUCUUGUUCUUGCACCUAGUGACAAGAAAACGGAUGAGGCAAUUGAUGGAACUGACGGGCUAUGGACAGAUCAUUUUCAGGAUUUGAGUGCAGUAUUGCAGCAUUGCUAUGAGCAUGGGAUUUCUCUGAAUCCUAAGAAAUCAGUUUUUUCUGUCACGGAGGGCAAAUUGUUAGGACAUAUCAUCUCACAAAAGGGAGUCAAGAUUGACCCAAAGAGGGUUAAUGCAAUUCAACGUCUCAGUUUACCCUCUAGCCGGACUGGGGUAAGAUCGUUCUUUGGUCAAGUGAAUUUCUUAAGAAGAUUUGUUCUAGAGUUUGUUGAGACCACAAAACACAUUGUUGGCUUGCUAAGUGAGCAACAUCCUUUUAAGUGGACCGAAGAGGCCAAAGAUGCUUUUGAGAAAAUUAAGGGAUCAAUUGCAAAUGUGCCCACUCUUGUUAAUCCAGAUUUCACGAAGGAUUUCAUUUUGUAUUGCUAUGCAUCAGAACAUACUAUGUCUGGGAUUCUGUUGCAGUUGGAUGAAAAUGGGGCUGAAAUGCCCAUAGCGUUCAUGAGUACUCCACUGAAGAAGCAUGAGCUUAAGCAUUCACCUAUGGAGAAGCAUGCAUAUGCUGUUGUAAAAGCCAUGAAACAGUUUUGA
Molecule: messenger RNA, 1353 nt
Organism: Cryptomeria japonica (Japanese cedar)
Lineage: Eukaryota; Viridiplantae; Streptophyta; Pinopsida; Cupressales; Cupressaceae
Exons: 4
Coding region: 1-1353 (450 amino acids)
Source: RefSeq, a predicted model, not a curated record